Molecule: messenger RNA, 1035 nt
Organism: Chanos chanos (milkfish)
Lineage: Eukaryota; Metazoa; Chordata; Actinopteri; Gonorynchiformes; Chanidae
Product: RNA-binding protein with serine-rich domain 1-like
Exons: 7
Coding region: 35-892 (285 amino acids)
Biological process (GO): mRNA splicing, via spliceosome
Cellular component (GO): cytoplasm; nucleoplasm; ASAP complex
Molecular function (GO): RNA binding
Source: RefSeq, a predicted model, not a curated record
GUGUCCUAAGACGAGACUUCGAGCCGCGAAAAAUAUGGCUCCUUCACCAACUAAACGUAAGGAACGUUCUGAAGAUAAAACCAAGGAGAGAGGGAAAGAAAAGACUGGAGGAAAGGAAGGAGCUGACAAGGAGAGAGGCAGGGAGAAGGGUCGCAAACGACGGAGUGCUUCUACUGGGAGUAGCAGCAGCAGGUCCAGGUCCAGCUCCACAUCCAGCAGUAGCUCUGGUUCAAGUUCAGGGUCCUCCAGUGGCUCCAGUUCCUCGUCCGGGUCCAGUCGAUCUGGAUCAUCCAGUUCUUCACGGUCCUCCAGCUCCUCUAGUUCCUCAGGGUCUCCAAGCCCCAGUCGCCGCCGUCAUGACAACCGCCGCCGCUCACGCUCAAAAUCUAAAUCACAAAAAAGAGGUGAUGACAGGGAGCGGAAGAGAAGGAGCCCAAGCCCUAAACCUACCAAAGUUCACCUGGGACGUUUGACUCGGAAUGUGACAAAGGAUCACAUCCAAGAGAUCUUUGCCACCUACGGGAAGAUAAAAAUGAUUGAAAUGCCUAUGGAUAGGUUGCACCCGAACUUGUCCAGAGGAUAUGCAUAUGUGGAGUUUGAGACACCAGAAGAAGCCCAGAAGGCCCUUAAACACAUGGAUGGAGGUCAGAUUGAUGGACAGGAAAUCACAGCCACUGCUGUCCUGGCUCCAAGGAUACGACCUGCCCCCCGCCGGCUGUCGCCACCCCGUAGGAUGCCCCCACCUCCCCCUAUGUGGCGUCGCACCCCGCCUCGUAUGAGGAGAAGGUCUCGGUCCCCACGCAGACGGUCCCCAGUGCGGCGACGUUCUCGUUCCAGAUCCCCUGGCCGCAGGAGACAUCGGUCUCGUUCAAGCUCCAACUCUUCACGAUAGCAAGUUAUGAGUUAAUGCGUUGCAGGUUUUUAUGAACAUCUCUUCAGAGAGAGAAUGCAGCAGUUCCGAGGCUAUGAAUGGGCAGCAACCAAAAGCUAGUGUCCUAGACUGUGCUCUGGAGAUGUUUUAGAAAUGUCUCUGAU